AUGGCGGAUCCUGUUAGCAUUAGUGCUGCUGUAGGAUGGGGCGUAACCGCAGUAGGUUGGCUCGCCUCACCCAUCAUUCCUAGGCUCCUCAACAAAGCUUUCACCGUCCUGGAUUUCAACGCGACGGAGAAGCUGAAGAUAAUUGAUAUGCAAGUUUUACAACUGCAGCGGGUGAUGGAAGUUGUCGAUGAGAGCACCUACAGGGCUCGCUUGGAGCCACUGUUAGACAAGCUUAGAUCUGCUCUCUACGAGGCCGAAGACAUCUUGGAUGAUGUUGAGUAUCAGCGCCUCAAGAAGCAGACCCGAGAUGCCAAGUCAUCCGGCAGUAAGAUAGAUUCACUGAAGAAGACUCUUUGGUCUGCCAUGCCAAGAUCCCUCCUAAAAGAUAAGGAGAGUGGUAUGUCAAAAGUGGAAUUGAAGAAGAGCCUAGAGAAGAUAGAAAGUGCUAUAAAUGAUGCGUGUGAAGUUUUGAAACAACUGAACUUGCCAGGUGGACGUGACGAUGAUGGGAGGCGAGCUGUUGCUACCAAUUCACGCCGUGCAGUUACUACUGCAGCCCCUCCGAUAGGAGUAAUUGGUCGGGAUAAGGAUCGUGACAAGAUAAUCGCAAUGCUUCAUGAGAAGGAAGACCUUUGUCAAGCAAAUACUGCCAGUGAUACAUGUUAUUCUGUAAUUGGCAUUCAUGGCAUGGCUGGGGCAGGGAAAUCAACACUUGCACAGUGUGUUUAUGAUCAUGAGAAGAAGUGUAAGCAAGAAAAAUUGGAAGGCCAUUUCGAUAUUGUCAUGUGGAUUCAUGUUUCUCAGCAAUUUGGUUUGGAUUCCAUUUUUAGGGAGAUGUUUGAGGGGGCUACAGGGAAAGCAUGCGAUAACUUCAAUAGUCGUAACGUCCUGAAGGAAAAACUGGAGGAUGAACUGCGUGGGAAACAGAUUUUGCUGGUACUGGAUGAUGUCUGGUACAACAGUAGGAAUUCAGGAGACCGUGAAGAACUACAAAUGUUAAUUUCUCCGCUGAAUGUUGGAAAGGCAGGAAGUAGAAUCUUGGUGACCAGUCGAACUGAAGCUGGAUUAGUAGCUCUGGGUGCUGUAAAAGAGAGAUGUAUUCCAAUAUCUGACCUGGAUGAUAAAGUGUUCCUUGAAAUGUUCAUGCGUUAUGCACUUCGAGAUGCAAGGGUAAGUGACCACGAUCGGUUAAUACUUGAAAUGAUUGGAGCGGACAUUGCGAGAAAGCUGAAGAGAUCACCACUAGCAGCCAGAACAGUGGGUUCACGUCUCCGUGAGAUACAAACUGUCCAGUUUUGGAGGAGUCAGAAAGAUAGGGAUCUUAUGAACGACACAAUGGGAGCUCUGUGGUGGAGCUACCAGUAUCUUGAUGAGCAGGUCAGGCGAUGCUUCGCUUACUGCAGUAUUUUUCCCAGGGGAUAUCGUUUGAACCGUGAUGAGUUAGUUAAGUUGUGGGUGGCUGAAGGGUUUAUAAAGACUAGUAAGGCCGAAGAGGAAAUGGAAGAUGUUGCUCAGUAUUACUUUGAUGUAUUGUUGUCAUCCUCAUUUCUGCAAUUCGGAGGGAAAGAAUACUCAUAUGGACAUGGCCGUAAGGUUGAUUACUUUACAAUUCAUGAUCUGCUGUGUGAUUUAGCAGAGGAGGUUGCCGGAAGAGAUUGCUUCAGGAUCGAAAACGGCUUCACAGGAGAAGUUCCUGAAGAUGUCCGCUAUCUUUUUGUUCGGACUUAUAAUAGAGAGAUGCUUACUGAGAAGAUAUCUAAAUUGCAAAAUUUACGCACCCUCAUCAUUGAUGAAAUGAUAAGGGUUCCAUCAAACGAGUGCAAAGUCUUUGAGAAUAUUUUCACUAUGUUUACGGGGCUGCGGAAAUUGCGGGUACUGAAUUUGCAACUUGGUCUUGAUAUGUUCUCAUUCCCAGAUUCAAUUGGUCAGCUGAAGCAUCUGCGUUAUUUUGCUUUUCGGGUGUCUCCACUUACGAAGCUAACUUUACCGACAGUUUUUACCAAGCUUUACCACAUUCGGGUGGUACAUUUUGGUUUGUGUGGCAGUUUGAUGCCUUCUAGUGGUGAAGAUAUGAUGAACCUAGUCAACUUGCGCCAUGUAAUAAGCAUUGCAGAUAUGGAAUUUCCAAACGUUGGCAGAUUGAUAUGGCUCCACACGCUACCAUUCUUCACAAUAAGGAGGGAACGGGGGUAUGAGCCACAUCAGCUGAAACACCUAAACAAGCUUGAAGGCAAAUUAUUGAUCAAUGGUCUUGAGAAUGUUGAGAGCAAGGAGGAGGCUCUUGAAGUCAAUCUUGCUGGCAAGGAAAAACUCAGAAAACUGGUACUCGAAUGGGAUGAUGAUAGCUGCAGUCCAGAAGUUCAAGCAGAGGUUCUUGAGGGUCUUUGCCCAUCAAAGUAUCUUGAAAGAUUAGAUAUUAGCAAGUACCAUGGUACGAGGUUACCGAAAUGGAUGAUGGGUAAGCAUAAUGGCGGGCCAAAGAAUUUGCAAGAACUUACAUUCAGAAGAUGGAUCCAACUAGGACCUGCUCCUGACCUUGGGGCUUUCAUUCAUCUUCAGUCGCUAAUUCUUUCUAACUGCAACUGGAAUGCCUUGUCAGGCAACAUGGAGCACCUCACAUCGUUCAAGACACUGGAGAUCGAGUCAUGCAAGAAUAUAGGGUCGCUUCCAACACUGCCCAAGUCUCUUGAGCGGUUUAAAGUCAUGGGCUGCAACUGGGAUGCCUUACCAGGCAAUAUGGAGCACCUCACAGCGCUCAAGCAACUGGAUAUAAAUUCAUGCAAGAAUAUACUGUCGCUUCCAACACUGCCCAAGUCUCUUGAGGAGUUUAACGUCAGCAACUGCAGCAGGGAUGCCUUACGAGGAAAUAUGGAGCACCUCACAUCGCUCAAGAAAUUUGAGAUCAGGUUAUGCAAGAAUAUGCGGUCGCUCCCAACACUGCCCAAGUCUCUUGACGAGUUUAGAGUCAUGUACUGCAGCUUCAAUGCCUUGCCAGGCAAUAUUGAGCACAUCACAUCACUCAGGAGACUGGAUAUACAGUCAUGCGAGAAUAUGCGGUUGCUUCCAACACUUCCAAAGUCUCUUGAGGAAUUUAUCAUCUUUAACUGCAGCUUGGAUACCUUACCAGGCAAUAUGGAACACCUCACAGCACUCAAGAAAUUGAGUAUCAGUAUCUGCAAGAAUAUACUGUUGCUUCCAACACUGCCCAAGUCUCUUGAGGAGUUUGUCGUUACAGACUGCAGCUGUAAUUCCUUACCAGGCAAUAUGGAACACCUCACAUCACUCAAGAAGCUGUAUAUACACUCAUUCAAGUAUAUGCAGCCGCUUCCAACACUGCCCAAGUCUCUUGAGGAGUUCAGCAUUGCACACUGCAGCUUGAAUGCCUUACCAGGCAAUAUUGAGCACCUCACAUCACUCAAGGAGCUGAAUAUACGGUCAUGCAAGAACAUGCGGUCGCUUCCAACACUGCCCAGGUCUGUUGAGAAGAUUACAGUAAGUUACUGCAGUGAUGAGUUCACACAAUCUUGUGUAACGACUGAUGAUCCAAACUGGCAGAAGAUUGAGCACAUUCCAAAGAAAACAAUUAAAUUCUAUAGUGAAAAAGGUCCACAAAACAGUUAG
Triticum turgidum subsp. durum (durum wheat) is the source of this 3621-nucleotide messenger RNA. NCBI's taxonomy places the organism in Eukaryota, Viridiplantae, Streptophyta, Magnoliopsida, Poales, Poaceae. The record is from the annotation of a GenBank genome assembly.